AUGAAGCUCGCGAUAGGGUCGAUCCUGCUCUGGGGCCUCUCGCUGGCCGCCAACCAGCCCAACAUCCUCUUCAUCCUCACCGAUGACCAGGGCAAGGACCAGAUCGGCGGGCUGGAAUACAUGCCGGAGCUCCAGCAAAAACUCGUCCAAAAGGGCACCUCCUACCCCAAGCACUUCUGCUCCGUGGCCGUCUGCUGCCCGUCCCGCGCCAACAUCUGGACCGGCCGCAUGCCGCACAACACCAACAUCACCGACGUCGGCCUGCCGUACGGCGGAUACCCGCGCGUGGUCAGCGCCGGCUGGAACGACAACUACCUGCCGCUCUGGAUGCAGGACGCCGGCUACGACACGUACUACGUCGGGAAGCUGUGGAACGCCCACACAGAGCAGAACUACAACAGCCCCUACGCGCGGGGCUUCAACCAGUCCGACUUUCUGCUCGACCCGUGGACGUAUCGCUACUUCCACGCGGUGAUGACGCGCAACGGCGGGAAGCCCGUGAGCUACGCGGGCAACUACUCCACAGACGUGCUGCGCGAAAAGGCGGAGGGCUUCCUCGACGACGCCCUGGCGAACCCGGACCGGCCGUGGAUGCUCACGGUGGCGCCCAACGCGCCGCACUCGAAUGGCUCGCACGAUCCGUCGCGCGAUGUCACCUGGUACGGCGAGCCGGAGUAUGCGCCGCGCCAUGCGCACCUCUUCAAGGACUAUACCAUCCCGCGCGACAAGAGCUUCAAUAAGGUGAUUGAGGGCGCCGUGGGCUGGGUUAAGGAUCUGUCGGAGCUCUCGCAGAAGGAGGUCGACUAUAUCGACGAGUUUCAGCGCUGCCGGCUGCGCGCGCUGCGGGCGGUGGACGAGAUGGUUGGGGCGCUGGUCGACAAGUUGGACAAGGCGGGUGUCCUCGAUAAUACGUAUAUCUUUUAUUCGACGGACAACGGGUACCACGCCGGACAGCAUGCGAUGCAGCCGGGGAAGAACUGCGGAUACGAUACUGAUAUCCAUGUGCCGUUGAUUGUCCGCGGUCCCGGAAUCCCCCAGAACGAGACGUUGAAUGUAGUCACCAGCCAUACGGAUCUGGCGCCGACCUUCCUGUCCAUUGCAGGGACGACACGGAACGGACUCGAUGGCAAGCGUCUUCCGACGACGGUGGAAGCUAGCCAGGCUUCCAACAAGACGGAGCAUGUGGCGAUAGAAUACUGGGGACUGGCGGUGCCGGAAGGAAUCUACGGAUACAAGAGCAACAAGCUCCAGCAAGAAGGCAACAGCUACAAGAACAACACCUACAAAGGGAUCCGCCUGGUUUCAGACGACUACAGUCUGUACUAUUCUGUCUGGUGUACGAAUGAUGUAGAAUUCUAUAACCUCAAGGAUGAUCCCUCUCAGACCAUCAACCUCGCCGCCGACACUUCCGCCCACCAGGGCUACACGAUCGCCAGCCGCUCACUAGACCAGAUCCUUCCCCGUCUGGACGCACUGAUGAUGGUGCUGAAAUCCUGCAAUGAGGAUUCGUGCCGUCACCCGUGGCACCAGCUGCAUCCCGGUGGCCAAGUCAACAGCCUUGCGGACGCGCUAGACUCAUCGUACGAUAAAUUUUACGCCAAUCAGCCCAAGGUGUCGUUCUCGGAGUGCAGUGUGGGAUACCACAUCUGGGCUGAAGGCCCGCAGAAGUAUAACGUGUUCGGGGGAGGCAGAGGAGGCGGCCAGAAAGGUGAGACACGGCAGGCUGAUGUGAUAGACGGCCAGAAACACAGCUCCGCGGCGCGAACGUCUUGGGAUGAUCAGUGA
Molecule: messenger RNA, 1785 nt
Organism: Aspergillus terreus NIH2624
Lineage: Eukaryota; Fungi; Ascomycota; Eurotiomycetes; Eurotiales; Aspergillaceae
Product: sulfatase family protein
Exons: 6
Coding region: 1-1785 (594 amino acids)
Biological process (GO): phenol-containing compound metabolic process
Molecular function (GO): glycosaminoglycan binding; N-acetylglucosamine-6-sulfatase activity; arylsulfatase activity
Source: RefSeq, a predicted model, not a curated record